AUCAGGGACAGACAUGGCAGGAAGCUCAGCAAGUCUCCCAUGGCUGGAGAAAACCAGGUUACAGAUUCAGAACCUGCAGGAGUGGAAGGAGUUCACUGGCAAAUUAUAUGAUGCUGUACAGCAGCAGAUGAAUGAGAAUAAUAUUAAGUUCUUCAAUGACCUGUCAGAAUCUGAAAAGGUUUUUGUCCUGGAAAAAGCAGCCAAAGCUCUACAUUCAGGUGUCACCUACAAUAAAUUAGCUGGACACAUCAGCUCUUGUCUGGAAGAAAAUAUAUACAGGGAUGUUGCUCAGGAACUGCAAGAUGUCAGCGUUCCGAGAAGUCAGUCUGACUUGGUGGCUUCCCAUAUUCAGGAUGGAGUGGUCAGUAUUCUUGAAAAAAGACCCACCCUGAAAGUAAAACUACACAUCCUCUUCAAUCAGCCUAUACCUGCAGCCUUUAGAGCGUUAGCUUGGAAGCUGCAACUGUCCAACACAAAGGCCCGAAUGGAAUAUCUAACACAAGUGUCUUUGAACAAGGUCCGCUCUAUCCUGGAAAGGGAUAUAGCACUGCAUUGUGAUACUCUUCUUUCCCAAGAGCAAACACUACAGCACCUAAAAGACAACAAGAAUGCAGGAAGAUGUAUGCGGAAUGUAUUGUCCUAUUAUCACAAGCGCAGCCAAGUUAGCCUCUUAAAAGAAGACUACAUUUUGCUUGUACCUCUGGUUCAGGUUGUGAUGGCCUCAUCUAGUCCCAGCACCUCACUGGAAUCAAUGACCACACUACUGGUGGAGCAGUAUAUUGCUUUCAUGGAUUUAAGACCAACUAUAAUGUGCCAGAAUCAGAAAAAUGAGAAUGGAACUAAUGAUAAUGAGGUUUUCCAGUCCAUUGCAUCUUCAUUAGAAAAAACAGACCCAGAUUUGGCACAUGCAGCCCAAAAAAUGUACACUUCACAAGCUGAGGAUCCAGAAUAUGCCUUGACACUUGCUAUGAAAAGGAUAUUACAGCCUGUCUUCCAAGUCUUCUUUGUCGGUUAUCUGGACAUGAAUACUUUGUUGUAUGUGUGGGACCAGUACAUUCUUGGACUGGAUGAACCAAGUUAUAACUGCCUGCCAAGUUUCGGCUUGACCUUUCUCCUGCUUCUUCAAAGGCAUCUCAUUGGGUGCAGCUCUCACAGUGAUAUAGAAGCAGCACUUAAAGCCAACGGACCAGCUUUAUCUGUCCAAGAUUUUCAGAUGGUGAUAAACAAACAUUUUUACCAGGAUCUCUUCAAUGCACUGAACCAAGGAGGGAAAAGCCAGAUUCCAGUACAUGAUCCAACACAAGCUACUUCACAGUGGAACUAUAUUUCAAAAGUGACGGCACCUUUAAGGACAAGGCCACAAGAUCGGCGAAAAGCAAGAGAAGAACGGGAAUUACUCAGAAGGCAAGCUGCAGAGAAGGAGCAGAUAGAAGAACGGAUAAGACGUCAGCAUGAAGAAGAGCAAAGAAGGCAAGAGGAAGAAAGAUUGAACAGACUGUUGGAGGGUACCAGGAGGGAAUAUGAAAAGGAGAAAUCUGAUCUUGAAAAUCAACUUAGACAGGAGCAGCAGCAGAACUAUGAAUUAGAGAAGCGGGCAACCAAGCAGAUAAAUGACUUGCAAAGUGAAGUCAGAAGGCUGUUACAGCAAAGAAGGAGAUCUUUUGGUGGACACUCCAUAGAAAGUGUCAUGGCUCCGCCACCUUCAGUGAGUUCACAGACCCCUCCAGAGAGAAGGCUAACUACCACUCCAUUGUCUCCUGGACAGGACGCUGGGACACUGCCCUCUAUUAAAGAAGUCAAUGGAAAAACAGCCAACACUGUGGUGCUUGAUCUGGUAAAGCACAUGAUGAAUUCUGCAGACAUGUUCAUUAAUGGCCGAACUAUAGCAGAAAAAGAUACAUUGAAUGGAAUUACAAGAAAACACCAGAAGAACUAUGAAGAGGAUGUUAAGAAUGCAGAGAUGGAACUAUUUGGCCGUGAGCUAGAAUUAAAUGAGCUAGAUUACAUAGAAGAACCCAAAAGAACAAAAAUAUCAAAGAGACUAUCCCAAGCAAUAAAAAGACGGACAGACGCCCGCUAUACAGCUACCAUGAAAGCAGGAGGACAAAACUUGCCAAAAAAUGUUACCUACGUAGAUCAACUAUAGGUUACAAUUAAUGUAUGCCUUUUUCUAUUGCAAAAUGAUUGCACUCUUUUUUUUUUUAAACUCUAGCAUUUGCACUACACAGUAAAUGUGUUGAAAGUAUGACCAGUGUUUCUGUAUGAAAUGUAUUAGUGUAACCACAGGCAAUAAACACUGUCUGAUGAUGUUUAUGAUU
Messenger RNA from Rana temporaria (common frog), 2318 nucleotides. RefSeq lists its product as uncharacterized. NCBI's taxonomy places the organism in Eukaryota, Metazoa, Chordata, Amphibia, Anura, Ranidae. The transcript has 19 exons. The coding region runs from base 14 to 2146 and encodes 710 amino acids. The record is from RefSeq and is a predicted model, not a curated record.